AACAGCAGACAAAAAUCACAGUAGUCUAUCCAUGUUUUGUUCAUCGGUGAGAGUCGUAGCCUCAUGGGACACACAACAGAGGCUCACCUACAACCCGAACGCUCCCCGGAAUCCCAAGAAAGACCCUAUCCCUAGCCGUAGCGUAAACCCUAAUUCCGUCACUCCCUCGCCAACGGUCACAUUAACCGCCGGUACAAACCAGUCCAUCUUUGACCUCCUCAAGCGGCCCAGCCAAGUUGUGGCAGUGAAAUUGGAUGAAGAUCAAUCCUAUAUGGGAUAUGAGAGAUGGUUGCCAAGUCCACCGAAAGUGGAGAAGCCUCGAUCAGUCUACAAUGCUACUUCACUAGCAUAUAUUGGUGAUUGCAUUUACGAGCUAUAUGCUCGCAGACACUUCUUAUUUCCACCAUUACAUAUCGAAGAGUACAAUGAACGUGUGAUGGCAGUAGUCCGUUGUGAGGCUCAGGAUGUUUUUCUCCAGAAACUUCUUGAUGAUGAUUACUUGUCAAGAGAAGAAAGGGAUGUCCUUCGAUGGGGAAAGAACAUUAUUUCAUCUAAAACAAAGACUAAAAGACGUGCUGGUGGUGCAGUUUAUAACAGAGCAUCUUCACUGGAAACAUUAGUUGGUUAUCUUUACCUGACAAAUGCUAAUCGACUGGACGAAGUCAUGCUAAAGCUGGGAUUCUGCACGGAUUCUUCUUCGCAGAUGAUUUUGGAGAAGCAAGUAGUGGGCAAACAAGAUAGUCAGUGAAGACAAGAUUUGAACCUCGGAUCAUGGUAUCAACAGUACAGCUCGACGAGGCAUUGACUGUUAAAUAAAGAAAAACCCUUGGGAAGUUAUGAUCCUUAUUUGUAUAAGCAUUGGAAAGAUGAGACCCUGGUUUUGUGUCUUGUUGAAACUAUUUAGAACUUGGGUCCAAUACAAUAUACAUUAUCUAAAUAUAGUACAAUUGACUAAUUCAGUUCUCAGUUUAUUGAUAUCAGAAUUAAAAUUGGUGGGUUCCAUUGUUGUUGCUUGUGGAUGGGAGAGGUGUGUGUAUUGUUUGUGAACUCGUGUGGGGCCAAUUUUAUAUUUGUUUAAGAAGUGCACUGUUUUGAAUAUUGUUUAUAAGAAGUUUUUAUUCAAGCUCA
Molecule: messenger RNA, 1128 nt
Organism: Tripterygium wilfordii
Lineage: Eukaryota; Viridiplantae; Streptophyta; Magnoliopsida; Celastrales; Celastraceae
Product: mini-ribonuclease 3
Exons: 7
Coding region: 32-748 (238 amino acids)
Biological process (GO): RNA processing
Molecular function (GO): ribonuclease III activity
Source: RefSeq, a predicted model, not a curated record